UUAGCUGUCUUAAAUUGAGAUAAUAUAACAGUAACUCAACUCACCUAAAGACAUGGAGCCCCCAGUCUCAGUUGUGAAGGAACUGGCCGAACAGUUGAUCCGUAAACAAAGCCACAUCAACGUGGAUGAUGUGGUCCAAAGGCUUUUCCAGGAGAUAUCAGGUGGAGUCUUUACCCAGUCGCCGGAUUCUCAGAUGGAAGACGUAGCCAUUCAACUAUGGAAUUGGGCGGUAACGAAGCGCGUGGGCCCAGAUAUUAGUGAACAGCAGAGGGCGAAAGUCCGUCAUGUGGCAUGCAAAUUGGUGCACUCAUCUGCACCAGAAAAUCCAGGAGAAAGCAUAAUUCGCAAGCAAAUCCUGAUGGCGAGCAAGACAGGUAGGACGUGGCUCGACUGUAAAAAGCCCAAGUUGGCAGAUGAGUUCCUCAUUCUGGCAGUGAAGAGCCUGGAGACUCUGUACAGCAGAUUGGUAUCCACUGGAGAUGGCGCUUCAGAUAUCAACAUGCUCAAAGCGGAUGUGGAGAAGGACCUGCUGAGGGUGUUGUCUUAUCAAGCUGAAUCUGCCGUUGCUCAGGAGCGACACCAAGAGGCUGUGGGGUGCAUGCAGCGCUGCAGAGAGAUGCUGCAGAGGCUCCCCAAAGAGACUGGCUAUCUUUCUUUGAUGUGUUACAAUUUUGGAGUCGAUUCGUACAAUCUCAGAAAAUAUGAAGAAAGUUCAUUUUGGUUGAGCCAAAGUUAUGACAUAGGAAAGAUGAAUGCCAAGUACGCCCCAGGGACAGACGUGCAGGCAAAAGUACUGAGGCUCCUGGCAACAGUAUAUUUGGAGUGGGAUUGUCAACAGUUUAAGGAGAAGGCUCUGAAUGCGAUCUGCUUAGCCAAUAAGGAGAGCGUGUACCCGUCUGGUGUGUACCUGAAGAUCCGCAUCCUGCUGAGGAGCGGAGCACCUGAUGAGCAGGUCAAAGCAGGGCUGUCUGAGCUGCUGGAGUCUGAGGUCACCCUUGACAUGAGCUUGAGCACCGUCCGACUGCUGAUGGGGGAGGACAGGGAGGCGGUGGCAUUCGAGUUCUUGAAGCGUGUGUGUGUGCGGUUCGAGUCGUCCCCUGAGCUGGGCUCGGCCACCGUGCUGCACAUCGAGCUGCUGCUGCAGAGGGGCAAGGAGCUGCUGGCCAAGCAGAAGAUUGAGGACGUCAUCAACGACCACUACAAGAAGCAGCCUCUAACGCCACAGACCCUCACCACUCUGCACCUGCUACUCUGGGACCAGGCUUUCAAACACUUUGAGGCCAAGAACUUCUGUGAGGCGCUGCAGUGGUACGACUACUCUCUGAGCUUCUACAAGCGCGGGCAGCUGGACCCCAACCUGGCCAAGCUGCAGAGGAACAGGGCCUCCUGCUUCCUCAACAUGCAGCAGCUGGAGAAGGCCAAAGACGCGGCCACAGAAGCAGCCAAGUGUGAUCCACACAGCAUCUUCAGCCACUUUAGCAUCUACAAGAUUGCCAUCCUGGAGAAGAAUGUGGACAAAGCCUCUAAGGCGGUGAAGGAGAUUGGUCAGCUUGCCCAGGCUCCGGUGAGCAGUGAGGACCGCGUACUGCUGAAGGAGAACACUGCAGCAAACCUGCUCAGCCUGGCUGCUCAGAUGGCCCUGGAGAAUGAGCAGCAGGAAACGGCCAUGAAGGCCCUGGAGAGUCUGUGUGAACACUCACAGGAUGCAACGCAAGUACUCACUGCCCUCAGGUGUUUGGUCAGACUUUUGCUUUCAAUAAUGGACAACGCAACAGAGGACAAAAGGACUGAGAGUUUGGAUAUGCUGCUGUCGUAUCUGAAAAUGGCCCAGCAGAGGAUCGCCAAGCUGAGCCCUGGAGCAGAGCACACAGACGCGGCCCACUGGUUCAGGAGGAUCGCAUGGAACUGUGCACUGCAGUGUGAAAGCACUCCGAUUAAGAUGAAGGAUUUCUUCGCCAUGUCUUACCAGCUGUCUCUGCUGUGUCAAGUGGACAGGACUGUUCUGAUGGCCCAGAAGACCUGUCUCCUCAUGGCUGCAGCGGCUGGCCUGGAGCUCUGCAGGAUCACGCCAGACUCCCCACAACAGCCUGAGUUGCUAGCGGAGGUUCUGGAGCAUGUGCAAGUGUGCUGGAACGUGUGGAAUACUCUCAAGUCAUCAGGGGAUUUUUCCAAGGACCCGACUGAGGCCCUGCUGCUUCUGUACGAGUUUGAGGCUCGGGCGAAGCUAAACGACCCCAAGCUGGACACGGUGCUUGAAUCUGUGUUAGAGCUGGAAACUGUGGACGUGAAAAUCCUGGAGACCAUUUCUGCUCUGGCCAUGGAGCCGCCAGCUCACUUCCCCUCUCUGUGCAAGAAGGCCCUGCGCAUCGCCCUCUCCCUGCGCAGGAAAGAGCCCCAGCCAGACCUCCCACGCUGCAGCCAGUAUGUCCACAGCCUGAUCGAGUUGUCUCUGCCGCGUGGGGUGUGUGAGGUGGACGGCCGCGUGCUGGAGGAGGUGUGGGGAUACUACGAGGAGGCCCAGGCAAUACUCAACUCAGCCCCUGAUGAUAUAGCUGAGCUGGAGGUGUUGUGGCUAUUGACGCGUGCGUGGAACACGGGCAUCCUGCUGUACAGCCUGGCCCAGUACCCCGAGGCCGAGCGCUGGUGCAGCCUGGCCAUGAGCUUCCUCGGGCACCUGGGCACGCUGCGGGACAGCUACCAGACACAGAUGUCGGGCCUAUAUAGCGAGGUGCUGGACCGGCUGGACAAGGCCAAAAGGAACCUGGUCAUGGAGGAGUGAGCACCAGCACAAUCACCAGCCCGUGAACACUGCACUGUGUUAGCCAGUCAGUGAGUUGAUGUUCAUGUCACACAUUAUCGACCUGUACUGUAUUUUAUUACUACUGAUGACAGUAAUUGUACACUAUGUGAAUUUAUGACCACCUCUGGGAACUGUAGUGUUUUUCAGAAAGCUCUCAUCUGGAUGUGUUAUAUCAGAGCAAGUCGUAAAUCUGCUAGUAGAUGAGCCUAUUUAUUUAUAACAUGGAUUAUUUAUGAGAUAUUUAAGAUAAUGAAGCUUUUUGUUGUUAUCUUAUCUGGCUGGGUUACAUAUUCAAACAUCCACUAAGAACUGUGAAAACUCUCUCUUAACUGUGAAAUUGGUGGUUUCUUGUUACGUGUCAGACAAAGUGGCGUAUUGUUCAUAUAACAUAUUAAUUAUUAUACCUAUUUAUUACUAUUACUGUAACUAUGUGUAUCGAUGACUGUUAGCCACUGUUUAUUUAUAAAUGUUUAUUUUUAUUAAACCAUUUAUUAAGUCCUCAAUUAAUUUACAAAAUUGUGACGUGGUCCGCUUACACCAGACAAAAUAAUAACACACUGAACUCAUAACAGAGUCACAUAUUUUAUUAUUGUCAAACAAAUAAAACGUUUUUGUCCAGUCAAAAAAAAAGAUAAGGAAAAAAAACACCCCAAAGAAAGCUAACAGGACUGUACUGUAAUUCCCUCCAGAGCGAUCAGGAUAGAAAAAAACAAAAAAAACAAAAAACGGGUGUGCCUUUUGUGUUGCGUCCUGACAGGUACCGUAGCUAUGCGCUCACCUCACCUGUAUAUAGUGGGGAGGAGGAGACCACUGUACAAUCAAGGGUUUUAACUCACGAGCACUGAACUGCACAGCAUACGCGCAGUCACCUCAUUUCUGAUUGGUUUAGAAGAGGACCAACCAACAUCCCCGAACACACACCCACCUCAUCCAUCCAUCCAACCAUCCAUCAUAAAUAAUUAGAUUUUACCUUAUUUUAUUUCUGACUUGGACCAUGGCAUCGUGCCACACCAGGAUACACAUAAUAUUGUACAUUAUAUACCACACCCACUCAGUCUCUGGAUACUGCAACUGCGUUAGAAAGAUUACAAUAGUUUAAAGUUUCUUUGGGCUUUUUUUUUCUUAGCGGAUAUGGCUGACUGACGCUUUUCAGACACAUGGGUUGCAGGUCAAACUACACCCCCCUGUCCUUUAUUGUGGCCUCCAGUCUCAUGACACAAGGGUCAACGUAAAGAAAGAUGUAAGUUUUUAUGUAAUAUCUCACAGAUUCACAAUUCAAAGGUCAUACUCUUAUUUUUAAUCGCGAUGGAAAGCAUUGCAUGGGCUGAUAGGAGGGAAGCUGUUAAUGGGGUUGUUUUGGAUGAAGCAGUGAUGCUUUUGCUAUGCAACACAUUUGCACACUUUGCCAGUUUGAACCAGAAUGCAUCAAACUGGCAAAGUAAUAGCAAAAGCGUCACUGCUUCAUCAAAAACGAGCCCAUUCUCUCCACGGAGGCGUGGCAACACCAAGGCUGGAGACCACAAGCCUCAGGAAAGGAUAGAAGUAGUUUGACAUGCACGCGUUUUUCACGGUCAGCCGUUUUCCUGUCAGCCUUACAGAGGACCACCCCUAAGCAAGGGGUAAUCGUCUGUGUUGGCAUUUGUUUUCAAAAUAUCCUCAUCAUCAUCUACGGGAUGCUGCUGUCUGUAUCUCUGCAUUUACUUGUAACUUUUUUUCUUUUAAAAAAGUCAUCUAUUAUACACUCAGACAGAAUUCCACAAUAAAUCACAAAUAGACAGUCCCAAAGUUUAAGGGAUUAUCAUUUUUCCCCACCGACUAGAAAAAAAAAACGUGUUCCAAUAACCAGCUGAAUAUGUUUUUUAAUCUAUAGAGAAAUAUCAACAAUAUUACAGCACAUUUGUAUGGAAAGUAAUCUGAGAAGAACCCAACAUCUUGACUUACCUGACAGUUUUUUUGUGAGCUAUAAAACAAGAAAUGUUUUUCGAAUGUCCCAGUUGUUUCACACAUGCAUGAAGCACAAGUGAGGGGAAGGAUAUGUACAUUUUUUUCAAGCUACCGCGCCCUUUGAAACAGUCUGAAAGCAGUUUAUGUUUUUGAAUGGCUCUCUUCCCUUCAAAUUGAAUUCCCUGAACUCUGGUUUUGACACAGGUAGGACAGCUGGUUGCCGGUGGUGGUGGUGGUGCCCAGGCUAAAAGGGGGCAUCAGGAGGGCGCACCCAUUACAGCAAUGCCAAAGACGAUAGAUAUAGGCAGAAGAACUAAGAUACUUCAUGGUAGUUCGUAUUUCAUACAGGUGCAAAGUGGGUUAUCAUCAUUUCCUCACUGUUAUAGUUGGUCUUCAGAUGGGGACUUUAAUGUGCCCACCCUCCCCACGUUUGUGCGGUCGUGGUUCAAAGAAAUGGGUCAUGAAGACCUGCACUGCCGCCCUCAUGACAUGACGAUCAUGGUUCCAGGAAGUGGUUAAUCGUCAUGACGAAUCUUGGGACGGCUACCGUCUUUGGUGAAGCACCCAAUGAGCGGUCACCAUCUUGGCACUUAUCAGCAUCUUUACAGCGCCCUUAUUCUCCAAUGGUCAAAAGAUAACCACAGAAUAAACUUUAAAAGGAAGAUGAAUAAGUUAAUGAACCAUCAAACAAGCUUGAAAAUACAUAUAUGUAAAUAAAAAAAGUACGAUGACGAUGCAUCAGUGAACAGGCUCUGUGGUGUGGGUCCCCCUUCAACCUCUAGA
Engraulis encrasicolus (European anchovy) is the source of this 5527-nucleotide messenger RNA. RefSeq names its product testis expressed 11 (gene tex11). Lineage: Eukaryota; Metazoa; Chordata; Actinopteri; Clupeiformes; Engraulidae. Gene Ontology annotation, biological process: meiotic cell cycle. The transcript is spliced from 29 exons. The record is from RefSeq and is a predicted model, not a curated record. Bases 53 to 2779 code for a protein of 908 amino acids. Gene Ontology annotation, molecular function: protein binding.